AUGAUGCCCAGGGGCGUCACCUCUCUGUUGCUGGGUUGCGCUGUCCUGGCCGUGGUCGCCGGCCAGGCUGUUCCGACAUCCGAGGCCGGCACGCCGGUUACCAAGACCAUCCCCCUCACGGCAUUCUCGAACAUCUCCAUCUGUACACCCCUGAACACCCUGGUGCUUCCCGGGCCGGCCGGCCAGUAUGGCAUUGUGCUCAGUGGCGAGCCGGAGGUCCUGGCCGAGAUCGACGCGAGCGUCACGGGGCAGGUGCUGUCCAUCGUGCUCAAUGGACCCAUCGACACCUCCCAGGAGGUGAAGGUGACCGUCAUGCUGCCCGCGGACGCCCUGAGCGCGGUGGAGCACUACGCACCCGGUGCUGACGUGGUGAUCGCACGUGGGUUCCAGGCCACCGAUUUCAGCGCCAAGAGCGCCUUUGGGGCGGGGGAGCUCUACAUCCAGGGGCUCACAGCCACCAAUGUGCACCUGGAUGUGGCAGGGCUUGGAAAUGUGGUGCUGGAGGGCACCUACACCAACGUGGCAGCCACAUCGUCAGGCACUGGGAGCCUCUACAUCGUGGGCGUCAGCACACAGGUGUCCCUGCAACUCAGCGGGCUGUCGAAGGCUUAUGUCAUCCCCAGCGGCCCCACAGCUUCCAUCACCGGAUCCGCCAGCGGGCAAGUGGACCGGGAUUGUUGGAGGGGCAGUUCGCAAGGGGACCUGGUCUGGGGUGCCAGGGGUUUCAGGGUGUGCGGCGCAGGGAUCAACAACGUAUACUACACCACUGGAACUUGCGACGUGGCCUCCCAGUUCGCCUUCCUCGGCGGCUGCCAGCUGCAGGCCAGCAUCCUGGUCCCCCCUCCCACGGGCGUGUGGACCUGUGGACUGGUGACCUCCGGUGCCUUCCAGUGCGCCACAACUGGAUCGACGUACUCGACCUCCGCCACCGGCGCCACGGCCGUCUCUGGUGCGGUGGGGUCCCAGGUGCUGACCGGGACGACGGCGGGGACGGGGGGCCUCCCCCCCUCCAGCUACUCCUUCGCCGUGCCCGCCGCGGAGGGCGGCGCGCAGCAGGCCGGCUCGGUCACGCCCACCGGCUCCAACGCUGCCUCCUCGGUGGCGGGCAGCGGCCCCGUCAGCGCGGUCAGCGUGGCCGGCCCGGGCAGCGCCACCACCAGCACCACGCAGGACGGCGUGACCACCACGGGCGGGACGGGGCUGGCCGGCUUCUCGCCGGCUGCCGGGCGCCUGGGCCUGGAGGCCGGGGGCGUGGUGCCCGUGGCCCCCCUCCAGGCGCAGGACAACGGCUACAGCUUUUCCGCGCCCGGUGCGCAGCAGGCCGGGGCGGUGACCCCCACCGGCACCAACGCCGCCUCCUCCGUGGUCGGCACCGGCUCCGUCAGCGCGGUGGCCAUGACGCCACGCGAGGCCAUGGCGACUGUCGGAACACCCAGCAACCCAGGCGGGUAUCACACCAUUUUCGAAAAGUACGAUCGGUCACACUCGCGAGCCCUCAAUGUCGACGACGUGCGCAGACUCCUGGACGACUUUGGGUUUCUGAAGGGCAAGUCUGACACAGACUCUGCGGAGCUGGUGCUGAGCCACUUCACAUCCGCAGACCAGGACAGGGACAGCAAGCUCAGCUUUGACGAGUUCUCAGGCCUUUACAGCAAGAGCAUGACCAACACCCAGUUUGUGAAGUUGGACCACGAGCUCCUGACCCGGGUGCGGCAGGUAUUUGCCCGCUUCGCCGCGUUCGGCGCCCCCCGGCCCAGCUUCACGCCGCCACGGCCUGGAUCUGUCGCCAGCGAGGCCAAGCCCGGCAUGGACUGCACGCGGCUGGUGAAGCUGUGCCGGGAUGCAGGUAUCGUGCGGGGCCCCAAGAGCGUCACGACCGUGGAGCUGGCCUUUGCAAAGGCAAAGCCCAAGGCCGGGCGGCGCAUCGGCUUCAGGGACUUCCUGCGGGCCCUGUCCCUCAUCGCCGAGUCCAAGGGCGUUCCCGAGGAAGAUGUCCUGGCGAGCGUGGCUGCGUGCCCCGAGCCCACCCUGACCCAGACCACAAUCACUCAGUCCUUCAAGCACCAUGUAGACAGGAGCACAGAGUCCCAGCAGAUCCGCGUCAACCUGACGGCCACGCCGGGUACCUGA
Messenger RNA from Auxenochlorella protothecoides, 2130 nucleotides. RefSeq lists its product as hypothetical. Gene Ontology annotation, cellular component: microtubule. Gene Ontology annotation, biological process: microtubule bundle formation; positive regulation of protein polymerization; microtubule polymerization. The record is from RefSeq and is a predicted model, not a curated record. Lineage: Eukaryota; Viridiplantae; Chlorophyta; Trebouxiophyceae; Chlorellales; Chlorellaceae. Gene Ontology annotation, molecular function: calcium ion binding; tubulin binding. The coding region runs from base 1 to 2130 and encodes 709 amino acids. The transcript has 11 exons.